Molecule: messenger RNA, 1059 nt
Organism: Sabethes cyaneus
Lineage: Eukaryota; Metazoa; Arthropoda; Insecta; Diptera; Culicidae
Gene: G6P
Product: glucose-6-phosphatase 3
Exons: 4
Coding region: 1-1059 (352 amino acids)
Biological process (GO): glucose 6-phosphate metabolic process; gluconeogenesis
Cellular component (GO): membrane
Molecular function (GO): glucose-6-phosphatase activity
Source: RefSeq, a predicted model, not a curated record
AUGAAAUUGUUCGAUUUGUUACUGAAAAGUGAAAUCUACCAGAUUCUAUACGUACAGGAUGUUUUUUCACGCUACGAAGAUUUUUUGGCCACGAUUACUAGAGCAUUUGAUCCAAAGAUCCUCUUUCUUACUGUCAUUCCUUUAGUAGCCGGUCUCAGUACCCGGCUUUAUUCCAGGUUAUUGCUAAGUGUUCUACUAACAGAAUAUUUCAAUACAUUGCUAAAAUGGAUACUGGCUGAGGACCGUCCUUUCUGGUGGGUUCGUGAAACAAAAGAAUUUACUACGCUUAACCGACCCAAAAUAUACCAGAAUGAGUAUACAUGUGAACCAAGCCCGGGAAAUCCGUCCGGCCACCUGAUGACGUCGGCUACAUAUUUAUAUGUGAUAUUUUCUGUAUUUGAAGAAGCCGGAUUACAGUAUGGAAAAGCAGCUGUAGUUGCACUUCGCGUGUGCUAUUACACUAUUCUGUUGUUCAUUUCAAUUUCUCGGAUGUACUUCGGAUGUCAUUUCUUGCACCAAUGUAUCUUUGGUAUCGUACUGGGAGUUGCUCUGACAAAGCUAACAAUGUCACUAACCUUCGAAAAGCAUUUGACGAAAUUGACAAGAAAAAGACGAAUGGCUUAUUUUUGUCUCAUUUGUCUAAUGUUAUUGACAGUUUAUUGGGGACAGAAGCUUAUCGGCGUGGAUCCACAGUGGUCGGUAAAAAUGGCCUUCAAGUGGUGUGACGAUCCGUUUUUCUUAGAUCCUAGCACUACACUGGUGUUUAGUAUCAUACGACUCACUGGAUCAUCAGUUGCGUUUGCAAUUGUAGGACCUGUUUUAAAAUCUCCACCCAUGAAUUGGAAACGCAGCAUUCCUUUAGUACUAAUGAUGAUGGUUGGAAAAUUUAUGGCAAUAAGCUAUACUCCGCGCUAUUACGGAGUCAUACUUUACUAUCUUUAUACCUUUUUGAUUCAUCUGCUUUUUACUUAUGGAUAUAUGCGACUAGUACCGGCGCUGGCUGGCGUGCGGCCUGUCGAUACAAGAGCACCACGCAACAAUCGACCUAAAAUGGACUAA